AUGGAGAGAAUGGGAGUGAUAGCAAGGCAGACAGAGCCAACGGAGUGGGUCAAUAGUAUGGUCACUGUAGUCACGCCAAAGAAAAUACGUAUCUGCAUGGACCCCAAAGAUUUAAAUCAAGCUAUUAAACGUGAGCACUACCCAUUACUCACCGUAGAAGAAGUUGUAUCUCGCAUGCCAAAUGCCAAGUAUUUCUCAGUGCUGGACGCAAAUCAAGGAUUUUGGCAGAUUGAACUUGAUGAGGAAAGUUCAAAGUUAUGUACUUUCAACUCCCCCAUUGGACGAUACCGAUUUCUGCGUCUGCCAUUUGGUAUCUCAUCGGCGCUGGAAGUGUUUCAGAGAGCCAUUGCACAAAUGAUUGAAGAUUUGGAUGGUGUUGUCAACAUUAUCGAUGACUUACUGGUGUGGGGAGACUCUAAACAAGAGCAUGAUCAAAGACUGAAAAAACUGUUGGACAGGGCAAGAGAAUAUAAUCUGAAACUCAACAAAAACAAGUGUUUCAUUAGGACAAAUGAGAUCAAGUACAUUGGACAUACACUCACUGACCAUGGUUUAAAACCAGAUGAAGAAAAGGUGAGAGCGGUGACACAGCUACCUCCUCCACAGGACAAACAAGAGCUGUUAAGAUUCUUGGGUAUGAUUCAGUAUCUUGCCAAGUUCAUACCAAACUUGGCAGAUAUCAGUGCACCCCUGAGAAAGCUGCUUGAAGGAAAUGUGGAGUGGCACUGGGAGAAACAACAACGAGAAAGUUUUGAACAACUAAAACAGCUUGUCACCAACGCUCCUACACUCAAAUACUACGACGUCAAUAAACCUGUCACUCUUUCGGUAGAUGCGAGUUCUGAAGGAAUAGGAGCAGUCUUACUUCAGGAUGGACAACCUGUGGCAUACGGAUCAAGAGCGCUCACUGACUGUCAGCGAAGGUAUGCUCAGAUUGAAAAGGAGCUACUUGCUAUUGUUUAUGGCUGUGAAAAGUUCCAUCAGUUUGUUUAUGGGAAAGAUAUUCAAGUGGAAAGUGACCACAAGCCGCUGGAGAGCAUUUUCAAAAAGUCGCUUCACCAGGCUCCUAUGAGGCUACAAAGAAUGCUUCUGAGGCUUCAGAGGUACAGCUUAAAGUAUGCCAGUGAUGAAUUCAAAGUAUUUGCAAAAAGCUGGGAGUUCAGACACGUCACGUCCAGUCCCACACAUGCUCAGUCCAAUGGACAGGCUGAAAGAACUGUACAGACUAUAAAAAGUCUACUGAAGAAAACCGAGUGCUGCAAAGGUGACCCCUACAUUUCACUUUUGGAGUACCGGAAUACACCUUUGGAGAAUUGGAUUUGUGUUCCGUUCGUUCUGACCAACCCUCACACUGUCAGCAUCAGUCAGACUCUACUCAACAACUCACUCCAUGCUCCCUGGAUUGGAGAGGUUGGCCUGGAGCAAAUAUGGGUCAAAAUCGAUGACUUCCUUAUGACGUGCUUGGGCAGUCUGGGGUACCAGUGCUUCCACCAGAGGACAUUAGCGGUGUCUUCCACGCACACGGCUAAAAUCACGUGCGUUGUUGCAGCCUGUAUUAUUUUGCUGUUUGGGAUCCCUCCUGUGCUCAUCGGGGCUGCGGCGGCCUCUACAGACUGGAACCAGACGUCUUAUGGGCUGCCCUCUCCAUUCGCCCGAGGGGAGGUGGCUCAGAUCCUGCCUCUGACCCUGCAAUACCUCACCCCAGCGUACGUGUCCGUGUUGGGUAUCGGCUGUGUGGCCGCUGCGGUUAUGUCCUCCGCAGACUCUGUCCUGCUGUCUGCCGCCUCCGUCUUCACCGCAAACAUCUACAAGAACAUACUACGACCACAGGACGGUUUGGAGGCCGCAGACUUUGGGGAUGAUUUCACCCACAGCACUGCAGUGAAGCCUACUGACCAGCUAGAGCUCUCUGAGGCUGAGCUGAAGGAGGAGUUCACCAGGACUCUCACAGCCAACAACCCUCAUGCCCCAGACAACAUCGUACGUUACAGCUACAAGGAGCGCACGUUCAAACAUAUCACAAUGAGCCAGCUCGCAGUUCAUUUUGUUCUGGAGCCGAGUCUGCUGCACCAGGACUCAGAGGAGGCGCAGAGGCUCAGAGCCAAGGAGACGCUCAUCGCAUCUGUGGAGGUGGAACAUGAGGCAGAGAAACCAGAGACUCCGGCCACUCCGGUGGAGGAAGGGGAGGAGCCUGCAGACGAGGACAGACCAGACAGCGCCGCCUCAAAACUAGACAAAAAAGAACCUCACAAGAAGCUCACAAACCAGUUUAACUUCAGCGAGAAAGCCACACAGACACUCAACAACUCUACACAGCGGGAGAUUUAUGAUGCAUAUGUAAAGGAGCUGGACAAACAAGAGAGAAACAAGGACAAACAGGAGAGCAAAAGAGAGGAGACCGAGAAGAGACUGACAGCAGACACACAGGGUGAUUAUCUGAACAAACUUUCCAAAGCUGCAAAGAUCAUGGAGCGGAUGGUGUACCAUAACGUAUUUGACUCAAUUCUACAUGAUUUUAAAUACUUUGAGGAUCCUGCGGACGAGGGGCGACAGGAGGGAACGCUGCUUCCUCUAUGGAACUUUCAGUUCGACAAGGCCAAGGAGCUGUCCGUCACUGCCCUCUGCUGGAAUAAGAAGUACCCCGAUCUUUUCGCCGUUGGAAUGGGCUCAUACAAGUUUAACAAUCAGUCUGGUGGGCUGCUCUUGUUCUACUCUCUGAAAAACCCAUCGUACCCGGAGUAUAUCUACUUCACAUGGUCUGGUGUCCUGUGUGUGGACGUGCAUGAGCAGCGCACCCACCUGGCAGCAGCGGGCUUCUACGAUGGCUCUGUGGCCGUAUUUAACCUUCACGUGAAAGGCCAGGCCCCCCUGUACAAGAGCACGUUCAGGAGCGGCAAGCACACCGACCCCGUGUGGCAGGUUCAGUGGCAGAACGACGACAUGGACGACAACCACAACUUCUUUUCUGUGUCGUCUGAUGGCCGUGUGGUCUGCUGGACUCUGGUCAAGCAUGAGCUGGUGCACAGUGACAUCAUCUACCUGACCGUCAGCCUGUCCGAGAAGGAGACCAUCAACGGUGCAUCUGACCCAGCUCUGAUUGUGUUUUCAGCCUGUCUCACCUCUUUUGACGUCCACAAACAAAUCGACGACCUCUUCCUUGUGGGCAGCGAAACAGGAAAGAUCUACAAGUGUUCUAAGAGUUGCUCAUGUCAGUACUUGGACGUAUAUGACGCUCAUGUGAUGGCUGUAGAUUCAGUGAAGUGGAACGAGUUUCAUCCCAAAGUUUUCAUGUCCUGCAGCUCAGACUGGACUGUGAAGAUCUGGGACCACACUGUCAGUGCUCCCAUGUUCACCUUUGACCUUCGCUCUGCUGUGGGAGACGUAUCCUGGGCCCCGUACUCCUCCACUGUGUUUGCAGCUGUCACUACAGAUGGGAUAAUCCACGUCUUUGACCUGAAUGUGAACAAAUACCAGGCUCUGUGUCAACAACAAGUCACCAUCAAGAAGCACCUGACACACGUGACCUUUAACCCCCUGCACCCCAUCCUCAUCGUGGGGGAUAACAGAGGACAUGUGAGCAGCUUUAAACUGUCUCCUAACCUCAGGAAACAGCCAAAGACGAAGAAGCACCAGGAGCAGUCUAAAGGUCCAGAGGUCGAAGUUGCCAAGAUGGAGAGGCUGCUGUCUCCGCUCAGGGACUCAGAACUUAACUCUGUGCACUAA
Messenger RNA from Periophthalmus magnuspinnatus, 3723 nucleotides. Its product is annotated as dynein axonemal intermediate chain 1-like. The coding region runs from base 1 to 3723 and encodes 1240 amino acids. Gene Ontology annotation, molecular function: nucleic acid binding; dynein heavy chain binding; dynein light chain binding. The transcript is spliced from 22 exons. The record is from RefSeq and is a predicted model, not a curated record. Gene Ontology annotation, cellular component: membrane; outer dynein arm. Gene Ontology annotation, biological process: DNA integration; outer dynein arm assembly; cilium movement. NCBI's taxonomy places the organism in Eukaryota, Metazoa, Chordata, Actinopteri, Gobiiformes, Gobiidae.